Aspergillus bombycis is the source of this 1635-nucleotide messenger RNA. Its product is annotated as MFS drug efflux transporter. Lineage: Eukaryota; Fungi; Ascomycota; Eurotiomycetes; Eurotiales; Aspergillaceae. The record is from RefSeq and is a predicted model, not a curated record. Gene Ontology annotation, biological process: transmembrane transport. The transcript has 9 exons. Gene Ontology annotation, molecular function: transmembrane transporter activity. Bases 1 to 1635 code for a protein of 544 amino acids.
AUGGCGAAUGAGACACUAUCCGAGUGCCUUCAGCAGCUUGAGCAUUGCGAACAUGAUAUCGACGGGGAGCUCUCUCCUAGUCAGGAGGAGAAGCGCCCAAUUUCUGGUUUUAGGUGGUUUCUGCUGGUGUCGAGCACUUUGACCGGCAGCUUCCUCUACGCAUUGGACAAUACCAUAGUCGCCAAUAUUGCCCCGGUUAUCGUGAAUCACUUUGACUCGGUUGAAGAUUUGCCAUGGAUGUCGGUUGGGUUUAUGAUCGGAGGCGUGGCGAUGGUUCUCAUUGUGGGUCGAUUGUAUACUCUCUACAACGCCAAGUGGCUGUACAUCAUCUUCACAGUCCUCUUUAUGGCUGCUUCUGCACUCUGCGGCGCCGCUCCAACGAUAAAUGCUGAGAUUGUUGGUCGGGUAUUCGCUGGUGUAGGUGGUAAUGGAAUCUAUAUUGGAGUCCUCACGCUGCUAUCGCUGAAUACGACAACCCGUGAACGUCCACAAUAUCUCGCCUUGACUGGGCUAGUCUGGGGCCUAGGAACUGUUCUUGGUCCCGUUGUCGGUGGUGGAUUUGAGUUGUAUACCUGGCGCUGGGCAUUCUAUAUCAACUUGCUAUUCGGCAUUAUCCUGCUUCCGGUCUAUAUUUUUGUGAUCCCGUCCAACUCUGUAACACCGGGACUAGCACUCCAGCAGAAACUGACCACUUUCGACUGGAUUGGAGCUAUCCUCAGUGUCUCAGCAUUCACAACUCUAGUUAUGGGCAUCAACUUCGGAGGAACACUAUAUGACUGGAAUGGAGCGCAAAUCAUUGCUCUUUUUGUUGUAUCAGGUCUAUUGUGGGUAACAUUUGUCUUCCAGCAGGGCUUCGCUAUUGCCACCUCCUUCGAGAACCGGAUAUUCCCAAUCCAUUUACUUAAACGAAAGGAACCAGCCCUUCUAUUCAUUGCAUGUGCCUCGGCUGGUAUAGUCACUUACCCAAGUGUGUACUACAUCCCGAUCUACUUCCAAUACACCAAAGGCGAUAAUGCAAUCCGCUCUGCUGUCCGGCUGCUCCCGUUCAUCUGCAUGCUGGUCGUGGCCAUUCAGGGAAGCGGGAUCAUGAUGUCCCGAAUCGGGUACUAUAAGCCAUGGUAUCUGGCUGGAAGCGCCCUUGCCCUUGUUCCAGCAGUUUUAAUGUCAAAUAUUGUGACAACGCACACGUCUCCCAGCGUGAUAUACGGUCUUGAACUGGUUCUUGGAUUAGGUGCCGGGUUGUACACUCAAGCAGCAUUUGCGGUGAUUCAAGCUGUCACACCGCCGUCAGAUAGCGUUGACGGAUUGACUCUAAUGAUACUUGCUCAGCUUACCGGAAUGACAUUGGGGCUCUCCAUUACCGGUGCCAUCUUUGUUAAUAACGCUCAAAACCGUCUAUACAAAUUGUUGCCAGACCUUCCCCGGACACAAGUCUCCCACAUCGUGUCCGGGACCAGCAGUAAGCUUCUGAGCUCAUUACCCAUGUCUAUCCGGGAUCAAGCGCUGGAUAUCAUUGUGCUUGCGUGGCGUGACGUUUUCACCUGUGUCUACGUUGGCGCAGCUCUUAGUCUCAUCUGUGCAAUCUUCUUGGCGAAUAAGCGAGCCAAUAUCAGGGCUGGGGCAGCUGGUGCUUGA